CUUGCCAUCGAUCCAGAUCCACAUCCAGAGAUCCCGCAAUGACCACACUCCGGCGAUUCGUCGCGGACGACCUGUUCCGCUUCAACAACAUCAAUCUUGAUCCUCUUACUGAAACGUACGGGCUGUCGUUUUACCUGCAAUAUCUCGCCCAGUGGCCCGACUAUUUCGUCGUGGCCGAGUCUCCGGGCAAGUCGCUGAUGGGAUACAUCAUGGGCAAGGCCGAGGGCCUGAACAAGCUCUGGCACGGCCAUGUCACGGCCCUCACGGUCUCGCCUGAGUUUCGUCGGCUUGGUCUCGCCGAUGGCCUGAUGAAGAUUCUCGAGGAAGUCUCGGAGAAAAUCUACAACACCUACUUUGUCGAUCUAUUCGUCCGCUCGUCCAACUCCGUGGCCAUCGACAUGUAUACAAAGUUUGGAUACACCGUGUACCGGCGAGUACUUAGCUACUACACCGGCGACGACCCUGAGGACGCCUUUGAUAUGCGCAAGGCACUGCCGCGAGAUGUCAAGAAGGAAAGCAUCAUUCCGCUGAAGCAUCCCGUCCGUCCAGAGGAUCUCGAAUGGUGAUUGCCAUUCUCCGUCAUCGCUCCGGACACUCAGUGGCAGUGGCGACGACUACUCGAGUCCACACGAUGACUGAAUGUUCACAUCUGCGCCGGAUCGAGGGAACCGUUGGGCGAGUAGACUGGAGAUGUCGCGAGCGGACUGUCGGGCUCCAUACGCAUCUGGGUGUCGUUGCUCAGAUUUUUGACGAGACCAGCUCGACGGCCAAUACACCUGUGCUCCAGCCGAGUGGGGCCACCACGUUGAUUCAG
This is a messenger RNA of Polychytrium aggregatum, 814 nucleotides long. RefSeq names its product acyl-CoA N-acyltransferase. Gene Ontology annotation, cellular component: NatB complex. NCBI's taxonomy places the organism in Eukaryota, Fungi, Chytridiomycota, Chytridiomycetes, Polychytriales. Gene Ontology annotation, biological process: N-terminal peptidyl-methionine acetylation. The coding region runs from base 39 to 566 and encodes 175 amino acids. Gene Ontology annotation, molecular function: protein-N-terminal amino-acid acetyltransferase activity. The record is from RefSeq and is a predicted model, not a curated record. The transcript is spliced from 6 exons.